This is a messenger RNA of Chinchilla lanigera (long-tailed chinchilla), 1866 nucleotides long. RefSeq names its product death-associated protein (gene Dap). The coding region runs from base 164 to 472 and encodes 102 amino acids. The record is from RefSeq and is a predicted model, not a curated record. The transcript is spliced from 4 exons. Gene Ontology annotation, biological process: negative regulation of autophagy; cellular response to amino acid starvation; apoptotic signaling pathway. NCBI's taxonomy places the organism in Eukaryota, Metazoa, Chordata, Mammalia, Rodentia, Chinchillidae. Gene Ontology annotation, molecular function: death domain binding.
GCGGGGCGCGCCACGUCGGCGCCAGGCGUCCACGCCCCUGCCCGUCCGCGGGGGUUGCUGUACCCGCGCGGCGCGCGCUUCCCGCGCUUGUUCAGACUCGCGCUCACACGCGCGCUCACACGCGCACUCCCGCCGCCCGGCCCCUCCGAACCCCGGUGUCACCAUGUCUUCGCCUCCCGAAGGAAAAGUAGAGACCAAAGCUGGACACCCGCCCGCCGUGAAGGCUGGUGGGAUGCGGAUCGUGCAGAAACACCCACACACGGGAGACGGCAAGGAGGAGCGAGACAAGGAUGACCAGGAGUGGGAAAGCCCCAGCCCACCCAAGCCGACCGUGUUCAUCUCCGGUGUCAUCGCCCGGGGUGACAAGGACUUCCCCCCAGCGGCCGCACAGGUGGCUCACCAGAAGCCCCACGCCUCCAUAGACAAGCACCCGUCCCCGCGGCCCCAGAACAUCCAGCAGCCUCGCAAGUGACCUGGAGUCACUAGGACCCCGGCUCCCUGCAGCAGCGCCUGGUCGCCCCCGUUCACACUGCAGGACAAAGCCGGCCCCGUCCUCGGAAAACGGCUUGUUGCGGGGGCUAAGGCCAAGCAAAGCCUCCUGCCUCUGUCUUGUAUUUGCAGUUUCAAACUAGAAACGGCUCAAACCCCCAGCUUUGUGGGAGCGCCGCUGCAGGGUCAUUGUACGUCCAGAAGUGCCAUUAGCAAGUUGCCAAGACCUAAUUAAAAAGCAGCCUUUCACACGGUAGCUUGAAUUCUGUCUCAGCAGUCGCUGCGGCCCCCAAACCCCAGGGUGCACACUGAGGAGACGGGAGCUGAGGGCAGCACAGUUGUCGCAUGCCUCCAAGAGAGUAAGAAAUACGGGGCAGAGGUGGCAGGGUUCACAUGCGGCCUCCAGACGGGCCCAGGGGACUGCACAUCCCCCCGGUGUGGCAAGGGACGCAGGACAAGUGCUCGGGAUGAGCCGGACACAGGGCACACAGCCCCUCCCGCCUGUGACUGGCCCUCGCCCCGAGGGCCCAGCCAGGCCGGCUGUGCAUCCCCCUCACCCCUCUAGAGCCCUUUUGGACUCAGGAAGUGACUGUCUUCCUUGAGAUGGAGGAAGAGACACUAAUUCCUGAACCCUUGGGUGAGAGAGUUGAAUCGUGAAAAGAUGGCGGAAUUAAACACCACCGUCCACUUGCCCCAAAGGCCCUUCUUGUGGUCACUGCCCCGAGUCCUCCCGGUGUGUGUGCGCCCCAGCCAGCCACCCGGUGACUCCCGCUCGCGUCUCCUGCCUUGGGCGGGGGUGACAGGCUCUCUGGAUGCAGCGCACAUGGCUUGGCUGAAAAGCCAACAACGGCCUCCUUCAGUCCCUAGGGCCCUCACAGCACUGCUCAGAGCCGGGGAGCCCGACUGUCCCUCAGCCAGUAGCAGAUUCUGGGUGGGUCACAGCGGUACUGUGUGCAUCUGACAGCUGCCUGGCCCCUGCUCCAGGUCCUGCCUCCCCACCCAGGAGGAAUCUCCUAAGGGGUACUUAAAGGAUUUCCAGGGAACUGACUCACAGGAGGCCAGUGGGUUGUUGAUCUCGCAUUUCCUGAUUACAAGACCUGGUGUGAAGCGGCCUGGGGCCCUGGGCUUGGCCGGCAGUGCUGCAGGGAAAGUAGAUGAAGAAAGGAAAGGACCAACUCUGGCAGGGCCUGGUCACCUCCGCCACAGGAAGCAGAACCAUCCUGGGUCCCUGCAGCUCUGCAGCCAGGGGUCAGCUCGCCCUCAGAGGCCCAGCCUGUGUCUUUUCUGGGCUAGAAUGCACAGAUUCUUCUGGAGUGAGUUUCUCAAUGGUUGACUUCAAGAAUAAUCGAGAUUCUAAUAAAGCCCGUGUGUCCCUUC